ACUGUUGCAUUGAUUUAGAGUUUGAUUGUUUUCACAACUAAGUAUUCAUUAUUUUUUAGUGUUGAUGAUUAAGCUGUCAACGGGAAUUGCAAGCGUCACAAGCGAUACAAAAUUCCAAAAAGAAAAAAAAAUCUCGACAGUGUAACGUUACUGCAAUCUAUAUGCUGUCAGCAACCACAUGGCAAAUUAUACUGUUCUUCAUCGUCUCGCAUGAGCGCUCACCCGUCGAGGGGUUUCCGGCACAUAAGUCACAUCACUGCAUCAUGCUAAGCUACUCACAUUGUAUUUACAACCGCCACGGAUGUUGCAACUACUUUUCUUUUUUUUUUUUAAUUUGUAAAAGAGAGAAUAGUGUACUUUAUGUUAUCUUUACCAUUAAGAGAAAUACAUUGCUUAUAACAAUACUGCUGUUUGUACUGAAAUAAGCUCCAAGUUAUAUUAAGUUCUCCUUUAUUAUUUUGCUUUCUGCUCAAAAAAUACUAACUACCCGCUUACAGGAUUACUCUGGUAUUUGCUGAACU
Messenger RNA from Mycotypha africana, 521 nucleotides. RefSeq lists its product as uncharacterized. The coding region runs from base 162 to 425 and encodes 87 amino acids. The transcript is spliced from 3 exons. NCBI's taxonomy places the organism in Eukaryota, Fungi, Mucoromycota, Mucoromycetes, Mucorales, Mycotyphaceae. The record is from RefSeq and is a predicted model, not a curated record.